AUGGCCCCUUUCACACCGAAGCCGCGCAAGCAGAAAGCGCGGCGCGAGGCCGCCGCCGCCGCAAACGCUCAUGGCACGUCCCAUGACGCCAAUGCCACCGUCAUCCUGCCGCACACCGCCUCCAAAGCGGAGCGCGACGAGAAAAAGCGCCAAAUGCGAGAAGAUCUGAAGAGGGAGCAGGCCAGUAAACCGUCGGCGAAGAAGGCGAAGCGUCUGGACAAGUAUAUCGAGAACAAGCUGCGGCGGGAUGAGAAUUUGGAGGUGUUGCGCAAACUGGAGGCGGAGAAGGUGAGGGAGGAUGAGAAGAGGGCGAGGGAGGGGGGGUUGGGUGCGGGAUCGAAAAGGGGCCUCGAGGCGUCAGAUGAGGGGAGGAAGCGGGAAGGGAAGCGGAGGAAGCACGUGCAUGAGGUUGUGGAGGAGGAUGGGCCAAGUGAUGUCACCGAGGAUGAAUUUGAGGAGCAGCAUCCGCAGGCUUUCGGGCUGGAUGCUGCUGAGAAAGAGACGGCGGUGUCAACUGCGCCGAUUGGGGGUGGGUUGGCGAAGCCUUUGGAGAUCGGAGCGGACGGCUUGCCGGUUAUUGAGAUGAGAUCUACGAAGAGGAGGAAGAAUAGAAGGAAGACGGCUCAGCCGGAAACGGAGCUUGACUCUGACGAGGAGGUUGAUCUUCAACCUACGCGGGCGGAGCGGGAGACCCAUGAGGAUGAGGACGAGUGGGGCGGCUUCUCGGAUGGUGAGGAGGCGGGGCACGACCAACAGGACGAGAGAGCGAAGAAGAUGGAAAUCAUCAAGCAGAUCCUUGCACAAGAGGAGGAUGGGUCAGAAGGAUCAAGCAUGGAUUCAGAAGAUCAGGACGAAGACGAAGAUGAAACCGAGACGGAUGACGAGAACGAAGACGAGGACACGGACCCUACGAGUGAGCACGAAUCUGAAGACGGAUCUGACGUCUCGGAGGCAUCCGGCGGCGCAAAGAUCAAACCUCGCGCAUCGGCGUUCAAAGCGUGGGCUACUCAACAGCUGAAUCAGUCUUUGGGCCACGUCCCGUCCUACGAGGCUGGAAAUCUGCCGACACAGACCAUUCAGCAGAAUCUACGGCCUGUGCAGAAGCAGCCUGUUAUCAACCCGAUUCUCAAGUCUGUUCCAGAGUCCACCGAGCCAACAAGGAAAGCAUACGCCGUCCACGUCGAGCGGGACCUGGAGCUGCAGGGCUCUCGCUCACAGCUCCCCAUUCUCCAACGAGAGCAAGAGAUCAUGGAAGCCAUUCACAACAACCCGGUCGUGAUCAUCAAAGGCGAUACCGGCAGUGGAAAAACAACACAGAUCCCCCAGUUUCUGUACGAAUCGGGGUUCGGGUCAGCCGAAGGACCAACACCGGGCAUGAUAGGCAUUACACAGCCUCGCCGUGUUGCGGCCGUGAGUAUGGCGAAGCGGGUUGGUGACGAGCUCGGUGAUCAUGGCAGCAAGGUGGCUUAUCAGAUUCGGUUUGACAGCAAUGUCUCUACAAGGACCGCGAUCAAGUUCAUGACGGACGGCAUACUGCUGCGAGAACUGUCUCAGGAUCUCCUUCUCCGGAAGUACUCUGUCAUUGUCAUUGACGAAGCUCAUGAGCGGAGUGUCAACACCGACAUACUGAUCGGUAUCUUGAGCAAAGUCGUACCAGCACGAAUGCGGAAGAGCAAGUUCAACCCGAAUCCGACGCCCCUGAAGCUGAUCAUCAUGUCGGCGACUCUGAACAUCUCUGACUUCUUCAAUGACCGCUUGUUUGAGUCUGGCGCGAAGCCACCUGUGGUGGAGGCAGAAGGUCGGCAACAUCGAGUGACCACUCACUUUUCGCUGCGGUCAAGGCCCGACUACCAAGACGAGGUGGUUGAGAAGGUCCGGAGAGCUCAUCGAAAGUUGCCUCGUGGCGGCAUGUUGGUCUUCUUGACUGGCCAGAACGAGAUCCGGCAAGUCGGCGAUCGUCUGCAGAAGAUGCUGGGACGGACUGAUGGCACAGAACUCGACAACGGCAAAGUCAAGGUCCAGCUUGCGUCGAGCGAAGUGCCGCUAGAAGUCGAAGACAUGGAAAUCGAGACCACCAAACAAGGAGACCAACCAGACGAUUUCGAUGAUGUCGAGUUCGUGACCGGAUCCGACGACGAGGACGCAGAAGACGAGUUCGACAUCUCCGAUGACGAGGAAAACGAACAGGACGAGCAGGCCUCUGCAAUGGCUAAACCCAAAGUAUCGAAGGAUCCAUACACCGGCGUGCACAUCCUCCCGCUAUAUUCUCAGCUUCCAACCUCGCAACAACUCCGCGUCUUCGAACCCCCACCACCGCACGCGCGCCUCAUCGUCCUCGCCACCAACGUAGCCGAAACCUCGCUGACUAUUCCGGGCAUUCGCUACGUCUUCGACACCGGCCGCUCCAAGGAGCGCAGAUACAAUCUCGCCACCAGCGUACAAUCCUUUGAGAUCGACUGGAUCAGCAAAGCCUCCGCCUCACAACGUGCGGGUCGCGCGGGCCGCACAGGCCCCGGCCACUGCUGGCGGCUGUACACCAGCGCGGUGUACGAGCAGUUCUUCCCCGAGCACGCCACACCCGAGAUCUUGCGCACCCCGGCGGAGAGCAUCGUGCUGCAGCUCAAGGGCUUCGAGUAUCCGAAGCCGGUGGCGGAGUUUCCGUUCCCCAGUGCGCCGGACAUGGACACGCUCGUCAAGGCGGAGAGGCUGUUGAAGAACCUGGGCGCGUUGACGGUGCAGGGUAAGAUCACCGAGCUGGGGCAGCAGUUGUCCGUCUACCCGCUGUCGCCGAGGCUGGGGAAGAUUAUGUCCAAAGGCGUGCAGCAGGAAAUGCUGCUGAGCCAGGCCAUAGCCCUCGUGGCGGGACUGGCGGUGCAGGAAAUCUUCAUCAACGAUGCGCACCUCGACUUGGCCACGAAUGACGCAGCAGAUGGGAAAGUGUACGGGUGGGAGCAACAGCAGGAAGACGAGGCACGAGAUCAGCGGAAACAAGCAUUCGGUCGCGCGAAAGCGACGUUGAGCAAGCACGACAGGAUGUCCGAUGCGAUGAAGCUGCUCAGUGCUGUAAUGAUGUACACGGCGGCUACCGACAAGGAGGCUGUCUGCCAGGAGUUCUUCCUCCGUCCCAAGGCGAUGGCUGAAGUCGCGCAGCUGCAGCGCCAGCUCAUGGGCAUCGUCAAGGCCAACAAUCCCGGACUGCAGCACAGCACCACGUCCGCGAAGAUGUCGUCGAAGCAGAGCCGGCGGCUCAACGCCGUCGCAGCUGCUGGCUAUGUCGAUCAAGUCGCCAUCCGCGCCGACCUUGCGCCCGUCCCUCCGGAAGUGCUGCAGAAACCGCGGCGGGCGAUCGAUGUGCCGUAUCUGCCUCUGUUCCCUCUGACCGAACGGCCCUCGGCGUCCCUCGUGGAACGAGCGAUUUUCAUCCACCCGUCCUCCGUCCUUGCCAAGCAACCUCACAAGGAUCUCCCGCAGUACAUCGUCUACAGCCACCUACAGAAAUCGCAGGCACAGAAUGUCGGUGGCGAGGCGAUGCCCAAGACGCGGAUGUUCCCCCUUACUCCUGUCGACGGCCCAACAUUGAUCGAAUUGACCAAGGACUCGGCGCUUCUGGAAUUUGGCAAGCCGGUGCUGCAGAUGAAGGUGCAGGAGUUGGCGGGCGUGCCCAAGCGGCGCGAGUGCUGGGUCACCACCGAGCUGCGGGCUGGUACUGGUAGCGGCGGGUUUGGCUGGCCGCUUCCUGCGGCACACGUGCGUCAGGUCAUGGACGCAAAAUCGCCGAGUGGGUGGCGUGUCGAGGAAGUGCUCGGGCAGUAG
Molecule: messenger RNA, 3813 nt
Organism: Cyphellophora europaea CBS 101466
Lineage: Eukaryota; Fungi; Ascomycota; Eurotiomycetes; Chaetothyriales; Cyphellophoraceae
Exons: 1
Coding region: 1-3813 (1270 amino acids)
Biological process (GO): maturation of SSU-rRNA from tricistronic rRNA transcript (SSU-rRNA, 5.8S rRNA, LSU-rRNA)
Cellular component (GO): intracellular anatomical structure; nucleolus
Molecular function (GO): ATP binding; RNA binding
Source: RefSeq, a predicted model, not a curated record